AUUGUUGUAUUAAAUAGGCUGCCAAAUACUACUACUGUUGAGAAUGUUUGAAAAGGUCCAUCGUGGAGCAGCGCGAGCAAGGAGGCGUGUAAGAAUAUUGUUUCUCCCUAGUUGAGAACUUUUUCGGCGCUUGCCAGCUAGACGACAAGCGCAUUAAAAGUACCCGCUCCAAGAUGUCGGACACGGAGGUCGUUGAACCGAAAAAGGGUCGAGGCCGCCCUCCGAAUCCUGAAAAGAACAGCGUCGCUCCGAAGAAACGAGCCCGCGCUGCCUCUCCGAAGGAUAAGGCCGACGAGAAGGAGAAGGACAAGGACAAGGCAGUAGUGUCCGACGAGGAGCCUUCGCCCAAACGCGGCCGUGGCAGACCGAAAGCUGCCGCCAAAAAGCCCGCCAAGGGUAAAAAACCGGAAGCCAAAAAAGGUCGCGGCAGGGGCAAGAAGAAGCCCGAAUCCAGCGAGGAAGAGGACGAUGAUGACGAGGAAGAAGAUGAAGAUGACGAAGAUGAAAACGAUAGCGAAGAUAACGAGGAGAACGAUGACGAAUCCGACUCAUAAACUAAUUGUCAACCUUUCUCUACCUUUAAUUAUGAUCAAUUCCAUUUGAAAAAUCCAAAAUCUAAAUGGUACUUUAAAUUAAGCCACCGUAAGUUCAGAGUACGAAUCUCGUACUAACUAUAUUUAACGCAAAAUACAAAAAAAAACUUAUCUUUAACAAAAAUGAACACAAAAAUACACAACUAACCACAAAAAAAAAGUGGAAAUAGAAGAAAUACAAUGCAAAAAAGCAUACAAUACACAUACAUAACAAACUUAAACAAAUUAUAACACAAGAGAAAAACAUUCAGCACUUAACAAAGUUUCAAUGUAACAGAACGAAAAAAAAAACAAAACCAAAUAAUGGUAUAACAAGUAGGGUACACAUAUGUAUUUGUUCGGUGUGUGAAAUUCAAAACAAGAGAUAGCUCUUUUUACUAUAACACUACAUGUUGUAACAGAAGCAAAGCAAGAAGAAAAAAACGCGUCCCAAGCAGCGAACAACUAAUAUAUAAUAAACAUUUUAAUAAAAAGCAGCAGCAAAUAUCCUUCGACAUUGAACAGUAGUGAAAUGAAGUGAAACUUAGUAAUCUAAGUUACAACAAACCCGAUAUAAGAAAAAGAACAAAAGGCCGAAA
Aedes aegypti (yellow fever mosquito) is the source of this 1171-nucleotide messenger RNA. RefSeq names its product nucleolin-like. Gene Ontology annotation, molecular function: DNA binding. Lineage: Eukaryota; Metazoa; Arthropoda; Insecta; Diptera; Culicidae. The record is from RefSeq and is a predicted model, not a curated record. The transcript has 3 exons. Bases 174 to 554 code for a protein of 126 amino acids.